Messenger RNA from Paramecium octaurelia, 1547 nucleotides. The record is from the annotation of a GenBank genome assembly. NCBI's taxonomy places the organism in Eukaryota, Ciliophora, Oligohymenophorea, Peniculida, Parameciidae.
CAUGCAUUACCUAUUAUUUUUGAUCCCAAUUGUCUUCUCAAGUAUCAGUCCAGCCGAUUACAUUUCGUAAUCCGACCGACCCAAAAUUGCUGCCCAUCGAGGACUUUGCUCCAUCUUCCCAGGUAUUACCAACCUCACAUUUUGAUAGAGAAUACGGCAUAAUCAUUUGAAGGUGCUAUGUUCCAAGGAACCGACUUCAUUGAAUUGGAUGUUGUACUCAAUAAGGAAUUGCAGUGUAUGCAUUAAGAAAUAUAUCCAUUUUAUAGUAAUAGUGGCACAUGAUACAUUUAUGACUGCUGUUUCCAAUAUUAAAACAUUCCCAGAAUUUUCAUCCAGACAAAGAAAAAGAACAAUAAAUGGAGUGGUUAGAGACGAUUGGUGGUUGAUUGAUUUCUCCCUCGCUGAACUCAAACGAGUAGGAAUCAAUUAAGUCAGGGGUUCCACAAGACCCAAGAUGUUUGAUGGUCUAUUCACAUAUCCAACCUUAUGGGAGGUCUUACAAUAGGUCAAAGAUUUCAACAUCCGCACUGCUAAUGAAAGAAACCCUAAUAAAAAGCCAGUGGGAAUACUCUUGGAAAUAAAAGAUUACGAAGUAUGAAUGUUGUAAUAUGACGUAGUAUCAUUUAGAAUAUGCAGGAGUAUCAAUUGUUUAAUAUGUAAUCAGUGAAUUAUCAAAAUUCGGCAUUGGGACCAUUAAAGAUUGCAAGAGUGUUGUUCCCAUUGUUAUCAUGAGUUUCGACAUGAAUGCUGUAAAGGAAACUAGAGAAUUGACAGAUCUUCCAAGAGUGUUUUUGAUGACUGGAUUACAGAAUCAGCCAUCGACAUUCUAUGCUGAAGCCACAAAGUAUGCCAACAUCAUUGGAGUUGAUUUAGCAUCAGUUUGGAAUCAAAAGACUUAAUAAAUUCAACCAGAAGUUCAACUCAUCAAAGACAAUUAAAUGAUGGUUUACGCUUGGACUUUCCAAGAUGAUGCCAGUGGAACUCAAAAGAUGUUCAAUGCAACCAUCGCCAAAGACAUUUACUAUCAAGCAGUCAAGAUGAAUAUCCACGGACUUAUCACAGAGUUUUCAGAUGUAGCAAUUUAGUAUGUCCAAUUAUAUUAAAAUUAAUGAACAAUUAUCAAGAUGAGGAAAGUGGGUUCAAGAUCCAAGAGAAAAUCUAUACUUGGGGUCGAUUCCUAUUAUUCUUCUUGACUGGCCUCAUUCUGCUGAUCGUUUCCUUUCCUUUUUCGGGCUUUUUGCUGGUCAACCCCUAUCCGUUUGUGCUAUUGUUCUCAUUGGGAUCAUUGCUCAUUCUAAUAGCCAUAAUCUAAGUUACUGAAUACAAGACCAUCUUUAGUCAAGCUGGAACUGUAAUAUACUUCAUUGCUUUACUAAGUGGCCUCUACACAGGAGUGUUUAAGAUUGGAUAUUUGACAACCCUAGGAAUUAUGAUUGUGUAGAUUUUGGCACUUCUAUAUUUAAUGGCUGCACUCUUACCCGGAGGAUAGGCAGGACUCAAAAAUUACAUACUCUCAAAAAUCAAAACAUGAAUAUACAUAAAUAUUG